Molecule: messenger RNA, 657 nt
Organism: Psammomys obesus (fat sand rat)
Lineage: Eukaryota; Metazoa; Chordata; Mammalia; Rodentia; Muridae
Gene: Rex1bd
Product: required for excision 1-B domain containing
Exons: 5
Coding region: 19-516 (165 amino acids)
Source: RefSeq, a predicted model, not a curated record
CCGCGGGACUGCGCAGUCAUGUUCACCGGCGCGACGGAGGUGCCGGCUCCUGCGGAGCCCGCGUGGGCCUGGAAAGAUGCCCCGAUCUCCACGCUGGUGCGGAGGAUCCAGCAGCUGCAGAAUGAGCGCGCGCAGGCCUUCCGCCGCCUGGACCAAGCUCACCGCCAGUACUUGCUCAGUGGCCUGCACCAUGACUUCUUUCCUCAUUACCGGAAUGUCGUGCACGAGGUGACUCAGGCCUUCGCCGCCGCCUCACGGGAGGUACUGGCGGUGGAAGCGGAGCUGGCGGGGCCUCGCUCGAAGCCGGUGCUCGCCCACCACGUGCGCAGCCUGCAAGAGCUGGAACAGACUCGCCUGGCUACGGUGGCGCUGCUGCAGGUGAUGGCAACACCAGGAGUGUCUAAACAGGAGGAUCCUGAAAAGUUGCGCGAGCUGAAAAUGAAGGUAAUUAAAACCAUGGAGGCGAUCAGCGAGGUUCUGCAGGAACUCAGGUUUGAUGCAGAAUCUGCCGAGUGAGGGCGGCUCCCCAGGGACCAGAGGAAGAUGGGAAAAGAGGCCCAUGGCGUUCCGCCCAGCCCUGACCGCCAGCUGGCUGAGGUCGUGCCCCACCGGGCUGCCUCCAGUGCGCCUCACGCAAUAAAGAAUCCUCCCUCUGCA